GUAUUUGCGCCAGGUUGGUCCUUGCUGCUGAAGCUUUACAGCACGACCCUGUAUGCAGUACGACGCUGUAUAACUGAUUGCAGAAAGGCAACCUUGGACAUAUCGACAAGUUCUGCACCAGGCUGUGCUGUUGAUUCAGUUUGCCUGGGGAGAUCCACAAUGGGGCUGAAAGCACUGAGGUCCUUUGGUAUCAUCGUGAGACGUUCUGUCGGCACAGCCCAAACUUCAGAUGGUGAGGAUAUCUUCAGGCAGCGAGGAAUCUAUUGCUACUUUUUGCCUAUUCAGACCCGUUGGCAGGACAAUGACGCAUAUGGCCAUGUAAACAACGCAGUGUACCACGGGUACUUUGAUACCUUAAUCAACCACUAUCUUCUCAGGUACUGUGAAUUAAACAUCAACAGCCUGAAUUCUUCAAUGAUCGGAUACAUAGUGGCUAAUCAGUGUUCGUUCUACAGACCAGUGGGGUAUCCACAGAUCCCACUUGCGGGGAUGGCUAUUGAAAGCAUAGGAUGCUCCAGUGUGACCUACAGACAGGCUCUGUUCAAUCCUCUACCAAGCAGAAGAGCGUUGCCGUUGGAUUACGAUGUGCUAUGCGAUGGCUGUUUCCCCAGCAGUCCGCUGCUGUCUGGCUUCGAAUCCACAGCUUCUACGACCGGGAAGUCCACCCACGUCUUUGUGGACACGGCUACCAAGAGACCGACAGAAAUACCCACGGUUUUCAGGAAGUGCCUCGAGAAGAUCCUGAUUCAACCACGGACUAUCCAUUCGGGUUAGAAAACCUGUUCUUGUUCCAACGUUUUAAGGGGGACCCGGGGAGUGUUCUCACUCCUUAAUGGGAAUUAAUAUUUGUGAUUUUUUUUGUGACUUAAUUGAAAUCUGGAUAACAAUAGAUGUUUUUUAAAAAUAAUAACAUUCAGUGAAUCUAUAGAACUCCUGCUCAAAGGAGAAUAUUCUCCGACAAAUAAUGCUUCAAAAUGUAGUCGCUUUUCACAGUUAAGGGUGCUUUCCAAUUACUAAGGAUGUAGGUACAUGACUGAGAAUUGCUUGUGACCAGUGAUUGACUAGAUCGUAAUAGGAAUGUUUAUGCUAAAUAGCGUCAAUUCAAUAUAUUAGUGCAAAUUGCUCUCAGAUUAAACUCCUCCACCUUUCUUGACACUUAUGAUCUCGCUGCACAGAUUGGGAUGUGCGUGGUGGUCCAGAUCAUCUAAUUCUCUGCUUGAGGAAAGUGGCAGUCUGUGAAAUGGUAAAAACAUGAGAGUAAUGGCCUUACACUGCCCAUCCCUCCUCCCCACCCAAAUAAACUGCACCAUAAUUGUCGAACCUUUCUACAGGUCUGAUUUCUGCCUUUAAAUAUCCUUUGGGGAUUUUUAUUAAUGCUGCUUUUUAACUUUUUUUAUCUUCAGGUAAAUGGCAACUGGGUGAUGUGUGAGUACAGUGAAAAUUGAAAAUGAAUUAUGAAUGGGUCUCGAGUUGAUAUAGAGAGUCUGAGUCGGUUGCUCCUGUUUGCUGAUGAAUUCUAAGUCGUGAGGAUGUUUUUUAGAAUCAAAUUAUAUUGCAGUGACUUGCAUAUUUCAGAUUUGCAUAGUAGCACAGACAAUGCUGGGAUAAGACACUUCCCUUGGUUUAAUUAUACACAUGUCAAAAAUACACUAUUUCAAAGUUAUGAUUAUAUAUAAAAAAUUAUACAUUAACCUAA
Molecule: messenger RNA, 1696 nt
Organism: Callorhinchus milii (elephant shark)
Lineage: Eukaryota; Metazoa; Chordata; Chondrichthyes; Chimaeriformes; Callorhinchidae
Exons: 3
Coding region: 160-774 (204 amino acids)
Cellular component (GO): mitochondrion
Molecular function (GO): fatty acyl-CoA hydrolase activity
Source: RefSeq, a predicted model, not a curated record